GCUUUCUUUAUCGUGUCAUCGUUUCCACCCACCUGCAUCAUGUUCGACCUUAUCAACUCCUUUGCGCAGUAUUUUUACCCUAUCGCCUCUGCCGUAUCGACAUCGCCAGCCAUUGGAGCUUCUUCUCCCGCAACAAACGCAAACGGCGACACCAUGCAACAGCAAGACCAAGAGACGGGCCUCUUUGGCUUGGACCUCGUAUCCCCAGAGGUCGCCGCCCAGCUGCCACCUGGCUACAGAUUCCGCGCUCUGCGACGCUCCGAUUAUAACUCUGGCUUCCUCGACUGCCUCCGCGUGCUGACGACCGUGGGCGAGAUCACCGAGGAGGACUUCCAGAAGCAGUACGACGCCAUGGACGAGCAGGAGGGCUACUACAUCAUGGUCAUUGAGGACACAGCGAGAAAGGAACAUGCUGUUGUUGCUACUGGCGCUUUGAUGGUAGAGCGCAAGUUCAUUCACAGCCUUGGUCGUGUCGGCCACAUCGAAGACAUCGCCGUCGCCAAGGACCAGCAGGGCAAGAAGCUCGGCCUGCGCAUGAUCCAGGCUCUCGACUACGUCGCGAAGAACGUCGGCUGCUACAAGACAAUCCUCGACUGCAGCGAAACCAACGAGGGCUUCUACAUCAAGUGCGGAUUCCGACGAGCUGGCCUCGAGAUGGCGCACUACCACAACAAAGGUUGAUACGCCCUCCCUUGUGUCUCUGAUUUUUUUGUUUUGCGCCAAUUGGCAUUGCGCUGCCUUGCUUGUACGACUGCAAACGCUGGGCAUUCCUCUCAUUUCGUUUUUAUUUUUAUUUCGUUGGCAUUCGCAAACAGAGACUGAUGCGUUUUCGGCCUGGUCAAAGGCCCUGACAGCAGAAUCUAAACAACGGGAGCCACAGCAUGGCUCAAUACGAGCGACAAGGAUAGCAUCAUCGUAUUAGAAUUGUACAUAUACACAUACACACGAAUUAGAAAGUUUACGGGAACGGAGUAUUUUUGCAAUUAGGUUAAUACUAUUCUAUUUUUUUCUAGUUGAAUAGAAAUUUUGCUACUGACUGUUUUCGGCCACUGUGUCUCAGAGUGCUCUGAAGCCAGUGACAGCCGUCUAAGGGGCCCCGUGGCGGCACUGGCAGCAGGCGCUAAUGCAACUUCAGCCCCAUGCGCGACCAGGCACGCAGCUAAUCUAAUUUUAGAGGCGGCAGUGCUGCGUGUCCCGAGAAACGCAACGAUCGCAAAGCUUAAUGAGGAUCAAACUUAAGUUAUGAAAUAAUAGUAAUAAAAUUCUCUUGUCGAAAUAUUGAUUAGCCAGUUGUAGUUGCUAUAAUUACAUGAAUUCUUAUAAGAAAAAGAGUAAAAAAAAGAGAGAUAGGGAAUCCUGAUGUCUAGUGAUCCGUGAAACUUGCUUUCCCUCGUCGGCUGCGCACCACCGGAGCGUUUUGCAAUGCGCUGCACCUUCCGACGAGGCUGUGUGCUUUUGUGAUAAUGCCUUCCCCGUUCAUUCAUGCGUUUUGACUUUUCUUUUCAAAAAACAAACUCCAUCGUCAUGUAUAUUUCCUUUCCUAGCGGCUCGCAGCACUUAUUCGGGCUUGCGGGCAACCAUGAGGUACAUGGGAGUGAAGAGGUGGUCACGGCCACCAGCAACCAGGCAGUCAGCGGCCAGCGCCAAGCUGUCGGCAGUCUUCUUGGUGCCGGCGGGAGCCAGGCGAAGCGUCUCCAUGAGACCAGCAAAGCCAUGGGCAAUGAAGCGGCCCCAGUGGGUCAUACGGACAAUGGUGAAGAGAUCACCAGCGCUCUGGAGGUACUUGAGCUGACCAGACAGAGGCCACCACCAGGGGAAGGGGUCGGGGCGGUCAGCAAGAUCCUCGUGGUGAAGCAUCUCGAAGCCGGCAGCCUUGAUGGCGGCAAGGCCUUCGGAGACCUUGCACAUGUUGGAGAUACCAUCACCCUGCUCGAUACCGAGACGGAUCUCACGGUGGCGGAUGUUGUCGUUGUCGUACUCGUCAGUCAUGAGCCACUCGUAGACACCAAAGACACCACCGGGCUUGAGGACGCGGAAGAUUUCGCUGUAGAUGCCCUCGAGGGUGGGGGCGUGGCAGGUAGCCUCAAUCGCGUAGAUGGCAUCGAAGGUGUUGUCGGGGAAAGACAUUUGCAUGAAGUCACCCUUGACAAAGUCGAGCUGGUUGGAGAGACCCUCCUUGGCAGCGUAGUGGGUAGCACGGUCGAUCUGGUAGUCGUUGUUGUUGAGGCCGGUAACGUGGCAGCCAGUGAACUUGGCAAUCUCACGGGCAGGGCCGCCAACACCGCAGCCGACAUCGAGGACCUUCAUGCCCUCCUUGAUGCCAAUGCUGUGGGCAAGGUAGUGCUCAUGACGAGCAAUGGCCUGGUAGAAAGGCUCGCCGGUAGAGAAACGGCAGAAGUGGAAGGACUGUCCCCAGCCGUACUCGUACAGGUCAGUGGCCAAGUUGUAGUAA
Molecule: messenger RNA, 2452 nt
Organism: [Torrubiella] hemipterigena
Lineage: Eukaryota; Fungi; Ascomycota; Sordariomycetes; Hypocreales; Clavicipitaceae
Source: the annotation of a GenBank genome assembly